UCGUGCCAUCCCCCGAAAAUAUAAUUGUUGUCAACAAAGAAAUUUUGACCUCUCUAACUAGGAUGAAGGUGAAAGUGAUCUUCCCAGGAAAAGUCAAAGUGUGCUUCAGGAAAGGACCAACUGGUUAUCUAAGACAAGAUCCCUCAGAUGAAGCCAAGAGAAUUAAAGACAACCCUGAUCUCCAGGUCAAGUUGGCCCCACAGAGCGAAGACAGCAUUAAGGAAAAUGCUCGCUCUGUUGUGUUCAUGAGAGGGGGAGAUGUGGCUGACAGACAGGAAGUGCUGGGAGAGUAUGUGCUUCAGUUUGGAAAGUACAAGGGCAAGACUUUCAGGUGGCUGCUCGAGAACGAUGUCGGCUAUGUGAUAUACUUGAUGAAGAAGGUUGAGCAGGAGGAGCUAGCUGGGCAAUUUAAACCCGAGGGUCCCAAGAAGGACAGCCUCCUCUCACUUAUUGAAUAUUGUAGAAGCUUCCAGGAAAUAGAGGACCUCCUGAAGUAUCUAGCUGAGAGGCCAGUGGAAGCUCCUGUAAGCAAUGAAGAUGACAACUUAGUAGGAUUUGGGAUUCAUGCUAACAAGUCCUGGAGGGAUGUUUGGGACAGCAGGGCAGAUGGAUACUCUGCAUUCAUCCUCCGGAGGUGGUGUGUACCAGGCAGCAAAAUGUAUCGGCUACAGCAGUACCUGACUCAUAAAGAGAGGCAGGACCAGCACCUUACUCCAUCCGGCCUUGCAGAAUCUGCAUCCAGAUAUCCAGAAAUGGAGGAUGAUGAAGAUUUGGAGAGAAUGAUGCUUUCCAUAUCCCCCUCCAAACUUCAAGGCCAGCUUAAAGUUGUGGAAGAUGAAGAAAUGGAGAGGAGGAUGAUGAUGCCCACAGAUCCAGGCCAUCUGAGUUCAGAAGUUGUCGGAGUCCAGUUGGUCAAAGGGAAGCGCAGACCAACAGCAACUCUCUCUAAACCAGACCAGCUUCAUCAGGGUAGCAUCCCUGCAUCUCCACAGCCUGUUUCCUCUGCUCCAGUGAGGGCUCCACUCGCAGUGCCGCCAGAGUUACUGUCUUUGGACUUAACUACAUCAAAAAUCCACCCAGAGACAGCGUCUGCUCCACCCACAGCUCCACCUGCAGCCUCUGCUGGGUGUCCUUCGGCUCCACUGGAAGAAAAGCCUGCCAUUCCACAACUCCCCACAUACGAGCAGGACGUGAGCCGAUGGAGCUGCUCUCACCAGCAGAGGAUCUGGAUGAAAACAGAGAUGGAGGCUUUGGGACUGUGGCCGGGCUCUCGACCAGUGAGACAUUUAAUGAACAUGAUUUCCUUGUGGCGUUAUCCACCUCAGCCUGAGCUCAUCGAUGCUGUCUGUGAGCUGCCAUCCCCGAAAUACUUUCAUCUCCAUCCAUUUUUCAUUUGGAAACCUGAACACGCUAUUAUGGAAAGAGUCCGGAACAACUACCCUCUGCCAUGUCUGUACGGGUGUAGAACUCCACAUGUGGUCUCAUCAGGUGUUGGACGGCCCCGUGUCAUUAUUGGCACAGUUGGCCAGUACUACAUAUUAGCAUCUCGGCUCACCUGUAAAGCCUGCAGAAAGUACUGGUUUGCAGAUAAACCUCAGUGGUUGGGCAUGCUGCCGAGCCGGUUCCAGAACAUUUUGCCAGCUUUUCUGACACACAAGAAGGCCAUAUGUAAAACUGUGUUGGAUGAGCUGCGGCGCACCGGAAAGUCACCAAAUGAUAUGGCCAAUCAAGUAAAUGAAGCUCUCCACCUCAAGUAUGAGCGUGCACAUCUGGCUUACUUGUCCACUGUCAAGAAUGUGUUGGAUGGAGACAGUGGGCUUUAUGGUCAGAGGACCAUCACAUCAGCUGUGAGAGCAACAAAUACUCCUGCUCCUUUUGGUGACUAUGGUGAUGUGGAUGGCUGGUAUGGAGUAGCCAUCACUGCUCAUUACCUGGUCGACUGCCUUGUUCAAGAAUAUCGUAGGCAAGAGGGCGCACUCAAUCUGCUCCUGCAAGGCACGUUUGGACAGGCACUGAGGGCAGACCAUACCCGCAAAGUGGCCCGGAAGGUGGUGCUCGCAUCAGGCACUAUGUCAUCAUAUGCCGUAAUGAAUGAGAACUGGAUGAUCUUGUCAUGGGUGAUGCUGCAGUCUGAAAGUGACAGAUCCCUUGAGCCAAUGUAUGAGGGGCUCUCUCAUCGUUACGUUUCUGCAGGGCUACCAAAAGCCAACUACCAGUGGGUGGACAGGGACUGCUGUGCUGCGUUCAGGAUCCCAAACCCUGAGCCCCACGAGCAUCUUGUCUGGGAUUCCUGGAAGACUACAGAGGCUGCAGUGGCUGAGGCAACCUCUGGGCAGCUCACCAACAGUUGUGCGUCACGCAGAAAGUAUAACGGCAACCUCAACAUCAAGCUGGACUUAUUUCACUGCAUGCGACGCUUCACCAGAGAGUGUGUGUCAGAGCACCAUCCCCUGCACAGCUCGUUCUGUAAGUUCCUCUCUGCAGCUUUCAGUGUUGUGGACCAGACUGACCUUCAAAGGCUGAAGCAGGCCUACGUCUUCUGUGGCAUAGUGCCUGCAAAUCCAACAAAGCAGCACAUCAGACAGCACUGCCGCACCAGAGUCCCACAGCCCAGAGAGCUGCAGGAGAGAGUGGAAAGCGUUCUGGAAAAAUUCUUUUUAGAAUGUGAUCCUGAUGGUGAGCUGCUGUUUAAACCUUCAAUGUUGAAGGUGUGGAGGAUUCAGCGGGUCCACAUCCUCAGAGGCUGCCUCAGUGACCCGAAGGUUGCAGGGGGCAUCCUCUACAGACAUGGUGGAAUGGUCCAACUAAACCAUGUCAAGGGAGAGGAGGCAGCUGUACCUCUGUGGAUCCCUGUGAGAGGCACCUCUCAGCAGGAGGGCUUUCAUUUCCACCAGGCGAAAUGGGUCACAGGCACUCAGGUUUCCACAGAGCUUUUCCAGGCGCAGGGCAUGAUUGGGGUGGCUCGCUGGAAUUUUCAGCGCCUUGUGGACCUGAAGCAGCCUGAGAUGAAGCUUCCUGUGGUAUUUGAUCCCCUCUUGAUCUCGGACCUAAACAAGCUCUCAGUGGUGGUGACAGGCCAGGCUAAGUACCCAGCCUUAGUUAUCUCACAGACAGACACUGGAGAAAGGUUUGGACUGCAGUACUUGGAGCCAGGCUGUCGCCCCAUCCCCCUGGACUGGGACAAGCACAAGUCCCUGAAGGUUCCUGCAGAAGGACAGGGAGAGCCUCACUCCUCUGAGCUGUCUGCUUUCAAUGAGAGAGUCACAGAUGACCCAUCUGAGGAGGAGAGGAAGGAACAGCCUGCUCAGGAUAACAUCUUUGCAGCUGCUCAUGGAUCAAAGACAAUGAUCCAGCCUGCCAGAGUAAAAGACAUCCGAAUGACAGCACAGUCACCACUGCCCCUUAGCGUCUCUCCACGAGCUGCACGUACAGGUCCCAUCAAAGCAGGAGGUCUGCUGUAUGUCCUGGACCAUUCUCGGUGGCCGCAGCCCAUGAGAGAUGCCAUUGAUAACUUGCUUAUAAAGCACCAUGGGCAGAAAGACCUCCUCACGCGGGUGGAUGCUGAAUAUGCUGCAUGUGUACAGGCUGCAUCCAGGGAUCCCAAUAGUCUUUUACACCCCACCACCAAACAUCACAUCUCCCGCUAUGUGAAGCACCUGGCCAAGAAGAUUAACACCAGUUCAUCCCUGAACACCAGUCCAGAGAAACUCCAGGAAACCCAGAAACUGUGGCAUCACCUUACAGAGGGCAGUGAAACUGUACACGUUCCAGUGGUGACCCUCCCAUCUGCUCCAGUAAAUCCAGCCAGCAUUAAGCCCCAGACGCCUCCUUUAACUAAGGAAGAAAUAGAGCAGAUGGUGAAGGAGGUCAUGGAGAAACAACAGCAACAACAACAAGCUCAGCAACCACUGAAAAAAAGGACAAGGAGUUGUCUUGCUUGUGGCCAGCCAAAGUCACGCUACCUUGGUGAUGGUUCCUCCAUUCACUUCUUUUAUCAGUCUGGAGAAGUGAAAUAUUUCUACUGCUCCACAAAGGUUUACCAAACAUAUGCAGCAGAAGGUCUCACCAAUCCUCGAAUGGCAUUUGCUGACUUUGCUGUCACACCUUUUUUUAGCAGAGAACUCGAGGCUGCAAAGCAGCGUUCUGCAGAGUGGAGGCGUAUAACGGAGGAGCGGGGAAAGAGAAAGUCCCUGGAGCAGCAUCCAACUGGCCGUCUGUGCAGGUUCUGCCACAAGCCAUUAAAACAAGGCCCAGACAGUCCCCAUAUUCAUACUGGGUUCACUGGUGUGGCUGGGAAAUAUAUCUAUUGUCCAGCUAAAGUGUUUUCCUUGUAUCAGAAGGAUGGGAUGACUCGUGAGAUGACUUGGGGAGAGUUCUGUCAGUCUUCUUUUUAUGAGACUGAAAAGAAGAGGUGGGCAGCAGAAAGGGGGAAAUGACUGCUCUCAGACCUUUGGUUUGAGUGCAUCUAUAAAUGUGUUUUACUCAUACUUACAUGCUGAAACUGUUGUUGGUUGGUUCUUGUAGAGUUUUUAAAACUGUAAAUACAUUUUAAAUAUGUCCUAUACAUGAUGUCACAUCAUUGUCCUUACUUUUUAUUAAUUUAUGGAUACUGUUUAUCACAUCUAUGUGUAAAAGUACUGAACCUGCUUCAGUUUAAUUCUUAUAGAAGUUUGAUGUUUAAAUUGUCAUUUGAGGGAUUCAUUAUAGUUUAUUUAUUAUUAGUUAUGCUGUAAAUUUGUUUUAUAUUUUAUUUCAUCAGUCAUCAGUCUGCUUCGUGGCAUUUCUUAUUGUGGAUUUAUAAAUGUAAACAUAUAGCGCAUGGUCCCUAUUUCAAACAUCAUCGUGCUUUGGUGCUUAUAAGUUGGUCAUAGGUGAGGAUAUGGGAGCGAGCGGGUGUCUGUCUCACCCCGUCAUAGCUCGGGUGUACCUCAACCCAGGGUGCUCUGAUAGCUUGUCACUGUAAUGAAGUGUGAUGUUUGACAAAACCAGGAGAUGGAGUUAAGUAUUUCAAAAGGAAUGCAACACUUCUCUCUCAUCAGCAUCUCGGGGAGUGUUAUUUCAAAGGAAGUUAAAAAUUGUCACACAAUGAUGCAGUCUUUAUUUGUUUAUUUGUUGUUUAUUUGUGGUUUACUGUUCACUGUUCAUAUUUGUGUACCAAUGGCCUCUUAUACCAUAAAAAACAAAACUGUUUGUCUUUCAACCCUGAGAAGGAUAAGUGGAAGACAAUGGAUGGAUGUCUUUCUUUUAAUUAAA
This is a messenger RNA of Archocentrus centrarchus (flier cichlid), 5253 nucleotides long. RefSeq lists its product as uncharacterized. The record is from RefSeq and is a predicted model, not a curated record. The coding region runs from base 63 to 4436 and encodes 1457 amino acids. The transcript has 11 exons. Lineage: Eukaryota; Metazoa; Chordata; Actinopteri; Cichliformes; Cichlidae.